Molecule: messenger RNA, 1188 nt
Organism: Ascochyta rabiei
Lineage: Eukaryota; Fungi; Ascomycota; Dothideomycetes; Pleosporales; Didymellaceae
Product: DNA-(apurinic or apyrimidinic site) lyase
Exons: 2
Coding region: 1-1188 (395 amino acids)
Biological process (GO): nucleotide-excision repair; base-excision repair; base-excision repair, AP site formation
Cellular component (GO): nucleus
Molecular function (GO): DNA binding; DNA-(apurinic or apyrimidinic site) endonuclease activity; oxidized pyrimidine nucleobase lesion DNA N-glycosylase activity
Source: RefSeq, a predicted model, not a curated record
AUGCGCACCUCGCGCCUAUCGCGCGACUCGUCUCGCACUCUCGCCGCGAGCCGAUCACUACGUCAGACCCGCUCUGGCGCGAACCCGCCCAUCCACGAUGCUUCCGAUUCCGACUUGAGCUCUGUACCCACCGAUGCAGGCUCAGACGGCGAGUUCGCGACUCCUCCACCCAAGAGACGGAAGGCGGAGCGAGCCACUCGGGCGAAAGUCAAGCGUGAGAGCCAGGAUGUAUCGGUGACGAGCAUCGCAUCGCCAGAGAAGGAUGUCAACCCGAAGAGGGCACGCCGUGCGCCUGCAAAGAAGUCCAGCGGCGCAGACGGGAGCGUGAAGGUCGCACCACCGAGCAAUUGGGAAGAAAUCUAUGCCUUGACACGGGAGAUGCGUAAUGAGAACCUUGCGCCGGUAGACACCAUGGGCUGUGAGAGUCUGGCAGACAGGCAGAGGAGCCCACGCGACCAGCGGUUCCAGACUCUCAUAGCGCUCAUGCUGAGCAGUCAGACCAAAGACACAGUGACGGCCGUGGCCAUGCGAGGGAUGCAAGAGAGGAUGCCCGGCGGCUUCCAUCUCGAGUCCGUCCUCGCCCUCGAGCCCGCAGAACUGAACGGCUUCAUCAACAAAGUCGGCUUUCACAACCUCAAAACCAAGUACAUCAAGCAGACCGCGGAGAUCCUGCGCGACAGGUUUUCUUCAGACAUCCCCGACACCAUAGCCGGACUGGUCUCGCUGCCCGGUGUCGGUCCCAAGAUGGCCUAUCUCACGCUCAGCGCUGCAUGGGGCCGCGACGAAGGCAUCGGUGUCGAUGUACAUGUACAUCGUAUUACGAAUCUAUGGGGCUGGCACAAGACGCAGACUCCCGAGCAGACAAGAGCAGCGUUGGAGAGCUGGCUGCCAAAGGACAAGUGGCAUGACAUCAACAACUUGCUGGUCGGGUUUGGCCAGACCAUCUGCUUACCCGUGGGGAGGAAGUGUGGGGACUGCAAACUCAGCGAGAGGGGGCUUUGCCCGAGCGCGGUCGUGGGGAUGAAGAAGAAGAUCAAGAAGGAGGCUGUCGUCAAGGCUGAGCCUGGCGAGAACGCCGUGAAAGAAGAGACUGUUAUCGCUGAGAUCGGUCAAGUGAAGGCCGAGGACGUGGAUGUUGCGGUGGGCGAUAUCGAGGAUAUUGGGCAGACGCCUCGCACGCGAACAUGA